CCGGUUUGGAGCAAGGACCUCACUGGUGGCUGCCGCAGUUUGUUGGUCUGAGCCUGGGUUCUGGGAACUGAGAUCACCUGUUGUCCUACUCGCACUCCUGCUUGCUGACCCUGAUCCACAGUCAUCAUGUCUCGGGGUCAGAAGCGUAAGCUCCAAACCCAUGAGAAACGCCGCCAAUCCCAAGGUGGGACCCAGGCACCGAAGGGUGCUCAGGUCACUGCAACCAAGGAGGAAGCAUUCCCCUCCUCGUCCCCUCCUCCUUUUGGUGUUAUUACUCCUCAGGGAAAGCCUGGUGCUAGGUCACAUAGCGCUCUCAAGAAGGCUCAGAAAGCCCUAUCCACCACCACUAUGUCUGCAGCUGUUUCUCACACAAGAUCAUAUGAAGGAGCCAACCGCAAAACUGCGAAAAAAUGCAGUUCCUACCAGGCCCCACUCUCCACUGUGCAGUCUCAAAGAGACCCUCUAACCAAGGUGACCGGUAUGUUGGUGCAGUUCCUGCUGCACAUGCUCAAAAUGAAAAAGCCCAUUGUGAAAGCAGAUAUGCUGAAGGUUGUCGAUAAAAAGUACAAAAGUCGCUUCCUUGAGAUCCUCAAAAGAGCUUCUUUCAGUAUGGAGGUGGUGUUUGGUGUUGACUUAAAGGAAGUCGAUUCUGCCAAGCAUUCCUACAUCCUUGUCAACAAGAUGGACCUGCCCAACAAUGGGACAGUGAGCUGUGGCAGAGGAUUUCCCAAGCCCGGUCUCCUAAUGAAUCUCCUGGGUGUGAUCUUCCUGAAGGGUAACUGCGCCACUGAGGAGGAGAUCUGGAAAUUCCUGAAUCAGAUGAGAGUAUAUGCUGGGAAGAAGCACUUCAUAUUUGGGGAGCCCAGGAAGCUCAUCACCCAAGAUUUGGUGAAGCUUAAGUACUUGGAAUACCAGCAGGUGCCCAACAGUGAUCCUCCACGCUAUGAAUUCCUGUGGGGCCCAAGGGCCCAUGCCGAAACCAGCAAGAUGAGAGUCCUGGAGUUUUUGGCCAAGAUUAACCAUACAGUCCCCAGUGCCUUUGAGUCUUGUUAUAAAGAAGCUUUGAGAGAUGAGGAAGAGAGAGCCCAAGCCACAGGCGCACUGAGGGCUGACACCGAUGCCACCGCCAGUGAAUGUUGUGGGCCGUGUCUGGCAGCUCCUCCCACAUCUAGUGAAGUUGAGGCAGAUUCUUCACUUUGUGGUUGAAGAGAGCAGUCAGUGUUUCAAGUAGUGGAGGGCUGGGUCUGACUGAGGGAACACAGUGUCUGACACCUGUGUGUUCCUGUUCUGUAUGGGUAAUUUGGAGGUUUAUCUGUGUUUUUUGCCAUUUUUCAAAUGUUGUUACUUCUCAAUGAAAUUUUAUCCAGCAUUAUAAUCUAAGUUUAUGAAUUAUAUUGGUCACGCUUAUUGUUAUUUGUCAAGCUUAAGAGUAGGAGUUUUGCUGUUUUGAAAAACAGUUGGGAGAGCUUUCAUCUAAUUUAGGAAUCUGGUGCAAGUUAACAUGGCAUUGGGAUACGCAUUUCCUCGAAAAUGUGAAAAAAUUAAGCAGUAAAACUAUGGAAACAAGACAGAGAGAAAGAGCAAGAUGGUCAAUAUUUGCCUUCCUAAUCCCUUUUACUCUGUUUUUAUGAAAUUAUAAAUAACAGUAUAUGCUUGGCUAAUUUAAGAAUAUAGAAUUAAAUAAAAAUAAAUUGA
Equus caballus (horse) is the source of this 1695-nucleotide messenger RNA. Its product is annotated as melanoma-associated antigen B3. Gene Ontology annotation, biological process: negative regulation of transcription by RNA polymerase II. Gene Ontology annotation, cellular component: nucleus. The record is from RefSeq and is a predicted model, not a curated record. Lineage: Eukaryota; Metazoa; Chordata; Mammalia; Perissodactyla; Equidae.